This is a messenger RNA of Ricinus communis (castor bean), 1693 nucleotides long. RefSeq lists its product as uncharacterized. The transcript has 5 exons. The record is from RefSeq and is a predicted model, not a curated record. Bases 123 to 1535 code for a protein of 470 amino acids. Lineage: Eukaryota; Viridiplantae; Streptophyta; Magnoliopsida; Malpighiales; Euphorbiaceae.
AAGAAAAGAGGGAAAAUUGGGUUUAAUUUUGAAAAUGACAUAAUGCACAGAACCAAAUUAGCGCGCCAAUCAAUCCUUAAAAGUUUCCCCUUUCGAUUUCAUUCUCCUUCUCUCUCGGAAAAAUGGCCGAUAUCGAACCUCCUUCUUUCUCUCUCGGUCUGGACCUCGAACCCGAACCCGAACUACCCGCUCAGCCGCAACAGCACUCCGCCAUCAGCCCAGGUCCCAGCUCCAGUACCCUCUUGAACGAUGAUUAUGAAGAUGAUGAUGAUUUCGGGCUUGAGGUUGUGGAUUCGGAUCCAGAAACCGGGCCCAGUUCGCCUCGGGUAUUCAAGCGGCUCCGAAGAGGACCCGCAGUUGAAGAAUCAAGAAUGGAGAAGAGAGAGCAGGAGAAGGUGUUUUGUGAUAAUGGUGAUGAUGAGAUUGAAGAGUUUUCUUCGCAAGAAGAUUUUAUUAGAGAUGCAUACCCAUCAGCAGAGUACAAUUCUGUAUGUAGUAGCUCAAAGAUUCCGCUACAUGGUUGUGGGGUUUCUUUAACUACUCAAUCAUCAAAACAGUUGAAGGAGAAGAAAAAGGAAAGGGCUUCAGAUGCUCCAUCCUCUUCUUGCUUAGGAACAGGGAACAAUGGGUUGAUAUUUCCGAACUUAACUAUCAGCCCUCUCCGAAGGUUUCAGUUAAUUGACUCUGAUUCUGAAGAGCCUUCUACGCGUAAUGAUGUAAGCAGAAAGAUCUCAGGAACUGAUUUAUCCUCAAAGGAGCGCCAGCCUAAUUCAUGUGAAAAGAAGAGAAAUCCAUCAGCAGAGAAGCAUCAAAGUGAGGAUUUGUGGAAAGAUUUCUGUCCAAAGAAAAGUUUUCACGUCCCAACACCUGUUCUGGAUGAGGUCUGUGAAGAAUAUUUUCAGUCCCUUCGAGAUACGAAUUCAGCUAAGAAAUUGGGAACUAAUCUACCUAAAGAUGGUGGUGUGGGCUGUCAUCUGGAUGCAAAUACCAUUGCAGGCUUUGAACAAAGCUGGAAUUUAGCUGACCCUCUUCCUCCAGCUUAUAAUUAUUUCUGCCAUGAUGAUUCAAGGAUUCAGUCACUUGUCCGUUCUCGCUUACCUAAUUUUUCCCCUCUGUGCAUCAUUAACAACAGGGAAAAUCAUCAGCCUAGUGAACCGGUUAUUAAUUACAUGAGCCAAUUUAAUGGAGAAGCUUCUAAAAAGGGAGGAACUUGUAGAAACAAUAAUAAAGAUUCAACAAGAGGAAGAAGCAAAUCAAAGAAAUCAAUUGUCAAAGAAGCCUUACCUGCUUCACAGGUCUGGAUAGACCCAAAACGCAGUGCUUCUAUUCCAAAGGAUGCUGGGAAAAGACGUGUCCAUGCAAAUGGUCAAGCUGCUGGUCACUGGUAUACUUCCCCUGAGGGGAGGAAGGUUUAUGUCUCCAGAAGCGGGCAGGAGUUGACAGGCCAAAUGGCCUACAGACAUUACAGAAAGGAGAGUGGUGGGUAUAGAAAGUCGAAAAAGAAAACGAAUGUCAAGAGGAAGAAGAAAGGCUGAAAGUGGUGGAUGCUUUAUAUUGUACUAUACAUACGUGCAGCUUUCUUUGUUGCUGCCAUAUCUGUGCAAUUUCUUUCUUUUUCUUUUUUGUGAAAAUUGUAGAUUUCAACUUUUUAUUGCAGGUCAUCUAAAUUCGAUUUUGUCCCCUUUCCUUAUUA